This is a messenger RNA of Centropristis striata (black sea bass), 1597 nucleotides long. RefSeq names its product HAUS augmin-like complex, subunit 7 (gene haus7). Gene Ontology annotation, biological process: spindle assembly; centrosome cycle. NCBI's taxonomy places the organism in Eukaryota, Metazoa, Chordata, Actinopteri, Perciformes, Serranidae. Bases 103 to 1095 code for a protein of 330 amino acids. Gene Ontology annotation, molecular function: microtubule minus-end binding. The record is from RefSeq and is a predicted model, not a curated record. Gene Ontology annotation, cellular component: HAUS complex. The transcript has 9 exons.
CAGGUGGCGGUAAUGCUCCUGUACGUUGGUCUGCCAACCGCCAAUAAAACUCAAAAGAAGAAGAAGAAGCGGAAGAAGACAAUCGAGCGAUCUUUUUAACAAAUGGCGGGUGCUUUGAAAGAAAAACAACUUGUUCGACAUGUUUAUGCUGCAUUACAGGCUGCGUCUUGUCCCUUGGUAGAAGGGCUGCAUCUGCAGGAAGUGGACAGUAUGCUGCAGCUGCUGUGUUCUCCCUCCCAGCAUCGCACCGACAUACUGGCAUGGAUCUGCAGCAGUAUCGACCCAAACUUUGCAAAUUCAUUGGCAAUUGCAAUGAAAUCCAAAGGCCCAGAUGUGCUGACUAAGGAAAUUGCUCUGCUGGGACACGAGUUGAUGCUUUGCAAAGCAGAUGACCUGGAUCUGAUCAGGGGCGAUGCGAGUCCUUGCUUGCAGCUUCAGUUCCUAGAGCAGCUUUUAACUUUAGUGCCUGGCUGCAAGAAGUCUGCUGGGCACAGAAAAGAUCAAGAGAUGUUCCUGAACGAGCUCUUCACUGCUGAGAAUCUGCCUCACUUCACACAAAUACUCAAACCAGCACUAGACCCCUGGCCUGCGCACAUCAAGGCUUUACACAGGGGCACCAAGUCCCAUGCAGCCAGUAGAGGAGAGGCUGCAGAUGUUUCUCACCUUCUCCAGCUGACUCAGUCAACACUGGAGCAGCUACAGUCAGAGUGUGAGUUCCCGAGUAAUGAGGAGCAGACUCCUGCUGUCUUCUCUCCAAGCUCUCUGCGUGUGGCAGCGUCUGACCUCCAGCUCUUGAUGGCCACUUUUAGCCAUGUUUUUGAAACCGACUUGAGAAGUUACUGCAGCAGAGAUGAGCCCAGCUUCAGCACCGACCCCGACGUCUUCCAGAGAAUACACCAGCUGCUGCUGGCUUUCAUCAUGGAGCUGGAAAUGCUGCAAGAAGUAUCAGACGCAUCCGCAACCAUGAGUGAGGAGGUAAAUCAGCUCCAAACACAGCCGUGCUACUGGAGCCGCGGAGAGAAGCACAGUUUACCGGACCAGUUGGAGGAACUUACCAAGCAAAUGAAGGACUUUUUCUCCCUGCCUCCUUCCUGAUGCCAUCCCUAACACCAUGCCGGUGGCGUCAGAGUAAAUAUUGAUUGACAGCUGAAGUGAGCACAGCACUAAACAUAAUGUACUAGUGAUGGGAGAGUCUGAUCGGUUGUUGUUGAAACUGUAAAUGUGGGACAGAAUUGUGACCAAUAGGAGAAUGUUUGAUUUCACAGAACUUAACCAGUGACAGAUUUAAGCAGAAAUUCAACCAUUGUGUCAUAGAAAACUGAUACAGUUUAUUAUUUUAACCAGUAUGACUGAUAUGAGGGAUAAGGCGGCUUGAGUGUAAUUAUUCACAUCAUAAUACUGGCAACAUCGAUUCCAUAUUAACAUGAAUGGUCCUGCAGUAAUGAGUUCAGUAGGUUUCUGUCUGUGACUACAGUCAUUGUAUCAUCAGAAUUCAACAUGACUGAUGUUUUUCUCCUGAACGUCUAUUGUCCUUUACAGCGCUUUGUAUAAAUGUUUAUAUUGGAUCACUUAAUAAAUGUAUUGCUUUAAGUUGUAA